AUGAUUCCUCUUCCAGAACUAGACAGACCUUUUGAACUUAGGUCCCACAAUAUCUUUGGGGCUGGUAUGACUUCCAUCAAAGGCCAUGAACCUGUCUACAUUCACAUUGGACCUUUGGGACACUACAACAUCAACCUCACUGAUGCUGAUGGAUCCAUGCAUAUCAAAAGCAAAAGAGCUAUCUAUUCUCUCAGAGUUCCCUCCAAGCAAUACAGGAUGCACUUUCAAAAAAUAUUUCUACUGCACCACACCAUACAGCUCAUCAUGGCAUCUGCCAUAAAGCAGCCAGAACGGGAAUACAAGGAUUUCUUAAAGGAGUUUUUGAAGAUGAAAAUCAUUGGCGAUACCUCUGACGAGGGCAACAUUUGGGAUUGCAUGAGUUUCAUUUACUUUCUUGUGUUACUGCAACCUUUUACUAAAUUUAUUUUUCCUCUUGUACACCCCUCACCCUCAGAUGAUUCUGAGAACCACAAAGCCAUCUGGUCUUUGACAUGUGUGCCGAAAGACCAAAACCAAAAAAGAGUUGGAGUUGUCUCAAUAUCACAAUUCUAUUUGAAGAGGCAGAAAUUCAACCAGAACAUACAAUAG
Messenger RNA from Suillus fuscotomentosus, 588 nucleotides. RefSeq lists its product as uncharacterized. The transcript is spliced from 4 exons. Lineage: Eukaryota; Fungi; Basidiomycota; Agaricomycetes; Boletales; Suillaceae. The record is from RefSeq and is a predicted model, not a curated record. Bases 1 to 588 code for a protein of 195 amino acids.